Molecule: messenger RNA, 2313 nt
Organism: Schistosoma guineensis
Lineage: Eukaryota; Metazoa; Platyhelminthes; Trematoda; Strigeidida; Schistosomatidae
Source: the annotation of a GenBank genome assembly
AUGUCAAGAGGUGUUAGCAGGUUUCAUAGUUCACGUUCUCCUGUUAGGAGUGUGUCUAGAUGGUCAUCUUUUAGUCAGAAUCCCAAACGUGGGAAAUUAGAAAUGGACAUGGAUUUUGCUGCACCUGACUGGAAAUCCUCAGAACUUCCGAAGUUUGAAAAGAAAUUUUACCAAGAACACCCGUUGUCAGCCUCUAGAUCUGAGGCAGAAGUAGAGGCAUUCCGCAAAAAGUAUAAGAUGUCACUUUCUGGGAGGGAUGUUCCUCGUCCUGUACUAUCGUUCAAUGAAUUGAAUGUUCCUGACUACAUACUUAGUGUAAUUGCCAAGAACGGUUGGCAGCUCCCCACUCCAAUCCAGUCUCAAGGUUGGCCUAUGGCACUUUCUGGUCGUGAUGUGGUUGGGAUAGCUCAAACGGGCUCAGGGAAAACAGCGUCAUUUCUGCUUCCAGCUGUCAUCCAUAUUAUGGCACAACCGCGAUUGCUGCGCAAUGAAGGUCCAAUAUGUUUAAUUCUUGUCCCCACUCGGGAACUUGCACAACAAGUUCUUACUGUAGCAAAAGAAUUUGCGGAAGCUGCCAGCUUACGUGCGAUGUGUUUUUAUGGUGGCUCUGCAAAAGGCACUCAGCUUCGUGAAAUGCAAAAAGGUGGUGAAAUAUGUAUCGCAACUCCUGGUCGGCUCAUCGAUUUUAUUCGGGUUCAGAGAAAUCUCUUGUCUAGAGUAACUUACUUAGUACUAGACGAGGCAGACAGGAUGUUGGAUAUGGGCUUUGAGCCUCAGAUUCGUAAGAUCAUAGGCCACACACGUCCUGACCGCCAAACCCUCAUGUGGUCUGCAACAUGGCCAAGAGAGGUGCAAACGCUAGCCAGAGAAUUCCUCACUGAUUAUAUCCAAGUAAAUAUUGGGUCAGUAUCGCUUCACGCCAACCCAAACAUCACUCAAAUAGUUGAAAUAAUGGAUGAUUGGAGUAAAGAACAACGUCUGAUUGAACUUUUGACGAGUUUUGGACGAGCACGUACACUAGUAUUCGUUGAGACGAAAAGGCGGACGGAUCAGCUCACAAAUUCACUUAGGCGUCGUGGAUUUUAUGUGGAAGCGAUGCACGGCGGAAAGCAGCAAAGAGAUAGGGAGCUCACUCUUGCAAACUUUAAAAGCGGAAGGAUGAAUAUAUUGGUGGCCACAGAUGUUGCUUCCCGUGGUCUUGAUAUUGACAAUAUCGAGUACGUGGUGAACUUUGAUUUUCCGAACCAGACUGAAGAUUACAUUCAUCGCAUAGGACGAACUGCGCGUAGUGAUAAAACGGGAACCGCAUUCACUUUUUUCACACACAAGAACGUAAGACAAGCUCGUGAUUUGAUUGACAUACUGGACGAAGCCAAUCAAGAGAUAAGCGCAGAGCUCAUCCAGCUGGCUGGGAUGUCCAAUUACCUCCGAAAGUCUAAUACGCUCAAAAAAAAUCCAUCAGCCUUCCAACAAAAGCCACCUGGUCGUAUCACUGGCUUUGGGAAUUCAUCUUCAAGCUUCCCAACACAAGAUAUUAGAACUGUCAACUCUGGAAUUUCAUAUCAAAAUGGUUCGUCUGCUAUGAAUAAAGUUAAUUCAGCUGCCGAGAAUUCUCACUUGCCAACUGGCCAGUUUCUCACAACGUUCAAAUCUGCUACUAGCGACCAGUCCAUUAGUGGUCGCAAACCCACUCUUAGUAGUCAGACAACUACUUAUGGAGGAUUACCACAACCUAUUCCUGUAAAUGACACUCAGAUUAAAGCUAGCUUUCCAAAGACUAAUGUGCCUAGCUGUGUAAAUCUCUCAGUAAAUGAGACAGGGAAAUGGGAUAGGCAUGUCAGCGCAGAGAAAGUUAGUUCUAUAUUAACUGCACCGAUUCCUGUCAUUCAAAAUUCAAAUACAGUAACUGAAGCAAGUGAUCAACAGUGGUCCACUAACCAAUGGGGGACCGACAAAAAUCAGGUCCAUACUCAUUGGAAUCCAUCAGUUCCUGACAUUUUGUCAGCCAGUGGUUCGUUUGCUCAGCGUUCUGCUGGUCAAAAUCCUAAACGGCCGACGCUUAUGGAUCCAUCUGCAUCUCAUAUCAGUUUAGUAAAUCCCAGCAAUGAUAUAUCUCUACCAGGUAUUAGACCUCGAGGUACCAUGAACCAAUUGAAUGGGCCUUCGCCAAAUGUUGCCCAAUAUGUACAGCCAUGGUCAGGUUUUGUUUCAAAUCCCUAUUCAUAUGCUGUGCCACUCCCUACUGCUACUGACAUACCAGCCACACCUAAUUGGGGUUCUGGAUGGGCUCCAAGCUUUCACGGAGGUUAUUAA